AUGGUGUUCCAACCGGGAGAUCUCGUAUGGCUUCAUCUUCGCAAGGACCGCUUCCCCAGUGAGCACCAGUCAAAGCUACUACCACAAGCCGAUGGACCAUUCAAGGUGCUUGCACGCUACAAUGACAACGCCUACAAGAUAGACAUCCCAUGCAACAAGUACAACGUAAGCGACAUCUUCAACGUCAAGGACUUGGCCAAGUACCAUGCUUGCCCUAUUCAAGCUCAGGUGCUGAAUAAAAUAUUAGUCGACUAUGCUACGUCGGUUGGACUUAAGAUUAAUUUUCAUAAAUCAACCCUUGUGCCAAUCAACAUGGACCCCACGACUGCAUCAGAUAUGGCAGGGAUUUUUGGUUGUGCAGUUGGGCAGAUGCCGUUCAUGUAUCUAGGGCUGCAUAUGGGGACCACCCGUCCCACUGUGUCUGACCUGAUGCCCAUGGUCACAUCGGUGCAGAGAAGAAUACCAGCGGCAGCCUCCCUGCUUGAUUAUGGCUCCAAGUUGACCCUACUAAAUUCAGUGGUGACCUCGCUGGCUGUGUAUGCAAUGUGCUCGAUCAGGUUGAACCCCAAGAUCAUUUAA
Aegilops tauschii subsp. strangulata is the source of this 579-nucleotide messenger RNA. The record is from RefSeq and is a predicted model, not a curated record. NCBI's taxonomy places the organism in Eukaryota, Viridiplantae, Streptophyta, Magnoliopsida, Poales, Poaceae.